Messenger RNA from Galleria mellonella (greater wax moth), 2649 nucleotides. RefSeq lists its product as uncharacterized. Bases 398 to 2455 code for a protein of 685 amino acids. The record is from RefSeq and is a predicted model, not a curated record. The transcript has 2 exons. NCBI's taxonomy places the organism in Eukaryota, Metazoa, Arthropoda, Insecta, Lepidoptera, Pyralidae.
GCAGCGGUCCGCGAGAAUUCUGUAAUGUGAACGCGACUGGCUUGUUUUAAUUCGAUGAAGUCAGCGCAUUGUUAGAACGCUGAGUGCGAUAGUAAAUUGUACUAAUUGAGCAUGGCGCUGCCUGCUGACAUAACAGUAGCCUCAUCAAUUUCUAUGCAGUAGUAGCUAUGUUGUACGCAGUCCACUUAUUUUCCCAGUGAAGCAGGUGUACGAUUCUAUACGGGCUCGACGCUCAACUAUCAUUUAAAACUAGGUAUAUGUACAAUGCGAAUGUGUGUGUAAAGUGUCUACAAAUAGUGCAAAAGGAGUUCGAUGCAAUGAUCUCUGUUGUAUCAAUAAUUUUUCCAGAUUAUGGGCCACUGAAAAGGUAUAAAUAUUAAGUUAUUAAAUAUCGGACAUGGAUCCAAUACUAGAAAAUGAAUCUGCAACAACGGAUACUCCUUCAAAAUAUGGGAAGAAACAUAAACACAAAAAGAAAAAAGGUGAUGCACAAAAAGAUUGUCAAACAGUUGUUGGAGGGAAAAAGAAGUUUGUUGUUACAACCUUAUCGACAUCAGACGAUAAAGAUGUUCCAUCUACUAGUAUAGCGUCAAAUAACGUGCAUACUGUACAUUUUGGAACUCGUGGUGUCGAAUCACAAAGACCUCACAUAAGGUCUAUUUUCAAAGAUAGAUCUGCUCAAUCAUCAAGACCAUCAAGUACUGAAAGAGAUUCCACUGAAACAAAAGAGUAUGAAACUUUUCAUGGAACGUCAUCUAGUCCACGUAGCUCUAUUUUUGACAUAUUUCGAUUAAGAAGAAAAAGUGAUGCAAAAAAAUACCAGUCUAAACCUAUAAAACAAACGGAAACUCAAGAAGCUCCAGCAGAGGAACAGAGUACUAGUGAAUCAAAAGAUUCUCAUAAGAAGUAUUAUCAUACAGUAACAGGAGUUUCAACUCGAAAAUCUAGUCCUAUUACAAGGAUAAUGGAUAUUUUUAUUAAGACAAAGCCCCAAACUGAAAAUAACCAGCCUACAUCUGAUCAAGUAAAAAAGAAAAAUCGUCGAUCUUCCAUAGAGACUACAUCUCCUACUUAUCACAAAAAUUCAUAUGCAUUAUGGGACCCCACACAAGCAAAACAAUUAUUUAGAGAAGUUAGGGGUCUUCCUAAAUACGAUCCUUAUUUGUCAAUAGUUCAAAUAUCAAUCGGAGGUAGGGAUAAAACUAUAUUAUUGUUGAAUUUUUUUAAGUACCACAAAUGUUAUGAAAUUUUGCCCAAAUCAGCUAAAGUCAUUAUAUUUGAUACUCAAUUUUUAGUAAGAAAGACAUUUCCUACGUUAAUUUCACAUGGCAUUCGAUCUGCCCCACUUUGGGAUGCUAAUAAAAAAUUACUCGUCGGUAUGAUUACAGUAACUGAUUUUAUACGUAUACUUCUGCAUCUUGAUGCUGAAAAUUUAUCAGUGGAGGAUUUAGAGCGACAUACGCUACAUAACUGGAGAAAAAUAUUGCGAUCAACUAGAAAAAAUCUAUGUAGCGUAGGUCCCGAUCAAUCUUUACAUGAUGCUAUAAAUUUACUCAAUAAAAAUCGUAUUCACCGUCUUUUAAUGAUAGACCCACAGUCUGGUGAUGUAUUGUACAUACUAUCUCAUAAGAGAAUUUUAAGAUUUCUAUUUGUGUAUCUAAAUGAAUUUCCAGAAUUAACAUUCUUUCACAAAAAAUUAUCAGAUUUAAAAAUCGGUACAUACGAUGAGAUUGUAUCUGUGACAGAUAAUACUACUAUUAAAACAGCAUUUCAAUUAUUGCUAGAUAAAGAUAUUUCAGCUUUACCAGUUUUAGAUAAUAAUGGUAUUCUUAUUGAUGUCUACGCUAAAUAUGAGGUAUUGAAUUUAGUAAGUGAAAAGCUUUACGCAAAUUUGUCUUUGACUAUUGGUGAAGUAAGAAACAAGAAAAAAGACUGGGAAGAAAAGUUACAAAAAUGUCUUUCGAGUAUUACUUUAUAUGAGGCCUUAGAAGUUAUAGUUAGAACUGAGAGUCAUCGAUUAUUAUUAGUAAAUAAGGAAGAUAAACUUGUAGGGAUUGUUUCCUUGUCAGAUAUUUUAGUAUAUUUAAAUAGAAUAAUACCAACUGAGAAAAAGGCAUCGACGUUACAAGAAAUCUUUAAGCCACUUGAAGAAAAUAAAGUAGCUGAAUCGCCAAGAGAAACGGAGAACGAAGUAAUAACAAUUGAUGUACCAAAUAUAAAAGUAGAUAAGAGCAAUGUACCUGAAACUGAUGAAAUAACUUCUGAAUCAAAUAAUGAUGUAAAUAUUGUAUCAAACCAAAAUAUUAAUAAUGAAAUUAAUGAAUUGGAAAAUAUUGAUGUGAAUGUAAAUGAUAGGAAAUUAGGUGAAAGCGUGGAUGAUAAUUUGAGUAUAGAUCCUGCCAUAGUCCCUUCUGCGACGGAUGAAGACACUGAUAAAGAUAUUGUGAAUAAUUAGAUCAAUUUUUAAUCCAAAGAAAUUGUGAUAGGUGAAAUCGCCGAAUCCGUAUAUUAAUCUCAAAUAUGCUUUCGCUUUUAUUGAUAUUGUAAUUUAACAUCGUUAAUAGUGCAUCAAAUACCACGUGAUUGCCUUAUUCAUUAUUUAACUCAUAAUUAAACGUUGCUGAAACUCAAUAAAAUAUUUUAGCAGCA